Chelonus insularis is the source of this 1038-nucleotide messenger RNA. RefSeq lists its product as uncharacterized. NCBI's taxonomy places the organism in Eukaryota, Metazoa, Arthropoda, Insecta, Hymenoptera, Braconidae. The coding region runs from base 1 to 1038 and encodes 345 amino acids. The transcript has 3 exons. The record is from RefSeq and is a predicted model, not a curated record.
AUGAAUAAAAUUCCUUGUGUUAGGCUUGUCAGAAUAAAUAUUCCAGAGUCUGUAAAUCCUGAAUGUAACACAAAUAAUUUUUACAAAUGUAAUGAAGUAGAAAAAAGUGAAGAAGCUGAAAAUUGUGUCAUUGUUACAAAAAAAGUAUUAAUUUUUAAUCGUAAACGACCUGGAGAGCUUGAAAGAGUAACUAUCGAUGACUAUGAACGUGCUGUGACGUUUUCAGAAUCCAAUAAAGAGGGAUAUGAAAAGCUGUCUGAAGGAAACAAAAAAUUGGUUGAUGAAUACAUUAGAUUUGAGUUAGGAGGAAAAAAAGAUCGAAAUGUACCUGUUAUAAUUUCUCGAGAAAUGAAAACAGGUAUCGAUACAUUAUUAAAGUAUAGAAGCUACACUGGGAUAUGCCUUGAUAACCCGAUGAUUUUUGCUUUGCCAGGAGAGGAAAAUGCUGGUCGUUAUAAACAUUUAAAAAUUUGUACCUUAAUGCGAGAAUUUUCUGCGAAAUCGGGUGUAUCUAAUCCAAAGACCUUACGAACCACUCCCUUGCGAAAACAUGUUGCAACAACUGUCGCAUCAUUGAAAAUCGCUGAAAGUCGAGUUUUCGAUAUUUCGAACUUCAUGGGUCAUGCUGAAGCAAUACACAGACAACAUUAUCGACAAGCUGUCAUAAGUCGUGAUUUAUGUGAAGUAUCACAGAUCCUUGAAGUUGCUGUGGGUAUGAGACAGGAUUCUCAGAGAACAACAAAUAAUACAGAUGAAAUUGCAAUCUGUAAUGACGAUGCAAAUCAGUCUAGGUUCAUUAAUGAGCUUGAACCUGUUAUUGAAACUACUGAAUCUGAUGAAGAUAUGAGAUCUGAUUCGGAUGAUUCCGAAGACAGCAUUAUUGAAUCUGCAAAGAGAUCUGCUAAGAAACGCAAAAUUUCUAGAAAAGAAAUACGAGAAUUUUUGAAAAAACAUCCGCAAAUAACAAGAACUGAAGCUCAAAUUCGUACAUGGAUACAUAAUCAAUAUAAAUCUAGACAGCAAAGAUCGCGGUAUUAA